AUGAACAAUACCGAUACAACCCACCGUAAAGGUAUAAUCGGCAACCCACACUCCACCAAUUUCUGGCUGUAUGACUCCAUCAAUGGCUUCGACCUCACGCGCCCAUCCUCACCCACAGCGCCCUCUACCACCAAAAACGUAAAAUUCCGCACCACCACCGUCCCCAUAACCAUCUCCGCCCCAAAAUCCGCCCUUGUGAUCGUCGACAUGCAGAACUUCUUCCUCUCGCCAUGUCUCGGCCGACCCCGGGACUCCAAGGGCCUGAAGGCACAACAACAGCUCCUAGACCACGCUAUUCCGGCGGCACGCAAGGCCGGAAUUCAAAUCAUGUGGUUGAACUGGGGCCUCACUGAGACGGAGAUCUCGGAAAUGCCACCCGGGACGCUGCGUGCGUUCGGGUUCGAGACUGUGCCCGCGGGGCAGUUUGCAUCGUCGCCGUCGUGGGUGGACAUGGAAGCCACGCAGAAACAAGCGGCCAUUGAUUCCCACGGCGUCAAUGAAGGAUGCGAUACAUUGGAGACCAAAAAGCCCUCGAGCGACAACGCCUCUCGCAUCUACCGCGGCCUCGGCAGCGACAUCGGGCCCGUGUCCCUCUCUGACGAAGGCACGACUAUGGCAGGCGGCCGCCUCCUCAUGCGCGACACAUGGAACGCAGACAUCACGCCCGAACUACGCGCCAACUACGAAUCGGAGGGCCUCAGCCCCAAAAACCCCCUGCCGGACGUCUGGAUCCACAAGAACCGCAUGUCCGGCCUCUGGGGACCGGGGACCCCAUGCACUGAGUUCCUCACCGCGCGUGGAAUCCAGACGUUGCUCUUCACGGGUGUGAAUACCGACCAAUGUGUGGGCGGCAGCUUGCAGGACGCCUUCUCAAACGGCUACGACACGAUCCUGCUCUCCGACGCUUGCGGCACCACGAGCCCAGACAGUAGUCAGCAGUGCAUUGAGUUCAACGCCGCCAAAACCUGGGGUUUCGCCACGACCUGUCGCGACUUCGCUCAGGGCUGCGGAGUGUAG
Messenger RNA from Exophiala aquamarina CBS 119918, 1017 nucleotides. RefSeq lists its product as uncharacterized. The transcript is spliced from 2 exons. NCBI's taxonomy places the organism in Eukaryota, Fungi, Ascomycota, Eurotiomycetes, Chaetothyriales, Herpotrichiellaceae. Bases 1 to 1017 code for a protein of 338 amino acids. The record is from RefSeq and is a predicted model, not a curated record.